AUGUCGCUGGAUAAGCCAGUCUUCGUCGACCCGGCGCCCUCCGGGAAUUUUGGGCUUCAGGCAGAAGCCAUAGCUGGCAUGGUCAGCGGCUGCGCAGUGGUGGCGGUCGUGGUCCCGAGUCGUGGAGGACACCGGCGGCUGGUGGGAGCGCCGGUGCGGGGCAGCAACCGGCCUCUCCCUCCGCCCCGAAGUGGCCCCUGCGCCUCCCGCCCACUCCUGUGCCCUUUGCACACGGGCCGGCGGAAGCGCCACACGCCGCCUUCCCACAGCGGCCUUUCUGGCACGGUCGCCUCCCGCCUCAGCGGAUGCCCCGGCGAAGUGGCGGUGCUGAGGCACCGUUCCUGGUUGUGCCGGAUGCGCAAAAGCCUGGUGCGGCGCUGGCCCUUCUCGUCCUCAGCGCUGCAGCAUGGCGCCUCGGGCACAAACAGGCGGACUGUUCUCCCGUGGGUGCGGCACGGCGGAGAGCUGCAGCCGCCCGAGGUCAGCGGCUGGGCGAAGGACGGCCCCGAGGCUUCUGGCCCGCAGCAGGAGCCGUUCGUGCAGCACCCAGCGGAGACUCCGAUCGAGGAGUUCACCCCGACUCCAGCCUUCCCAGCGCUCCAGUACCUGGAAUCCGUGGAUGUGGAGGGCGUGGCCUGGCGCGCAGGGCUGCGCACAGGAGACUUCCUGAUCGAGGUGAACGGUGUGAACGUGGUGAAGGUGGGCCACAAGCAGGUGGUGUCGCUCAUCCGCCAGGGGGGGAACCACCUGGUGAUGAAAGUGGUCUCCGUCAGCCGCAAGCCCGAGCCGGAGGACGCCGUCCGGAAGAAGGCGCCCCCUCCGCCCAAGCGGGCCCCCAGCACCACGCUGACGCUGCGCUCCAAGUCCAUGACGGCCGAGCUGGAGGAGCUGGAGAAGCUGGACGAGAUCUUGGCGGCCGCCGAGCCUUCGCUGAGAGCGGACCUGGCCGAGGCCGACUCCAGGGCAGCCACCGUGAAGCAGCGGCCGACCAGCCGGAGGAUUACCCCCGCGGAGAUCAGUUCACUGUUUGAGCGGCAGGGCAUGGCGGCGCAGGCCGACUCCGAGAAGCCCCACGUCUCCCUGCGCAAAGGAAUUCCGCGGACCAAAUCUGUAGGUGAGGACGAGAAGUUCGCCGCCUCCCUAAUGGACGGGAAGUUUCCCCGGAGCACGUCGAUGCAAGACACGGUCCGGGAAGGGCACGGCAUCCCGCCGCCGCCGCAGACGGCCCCGCCCCCGCCCCCCCCCCCGUACUACUUCGACACGGGCGCGCCCCCCUCCUUCUCGCCGCCGCCGCCGCCGGGGCGGGUCUACGACACGGCGCGGUCCAGCUUCAAGCCGGGCCUGGAGGCCAAGCUGCACGGGCUGCCGCAGGUGAUCAGCGCGGCCGAGCUGUACGACCAGGCGCGCGCCGGCGGCCCGGGCCCGGAGCGGCAGAAGCGCGCGCGCUCCAUGAUCAUCCUGCAGGACUCGCCGCACGCGCCCGCCGAGCCGGCCCGGCCCGGCCCCGCCGCCACCCCUCCGGAGAAGCUGAAGCGCAAGGGGCGCGCCGCCGACAACCCCUACGCCAACAUGGGCCCCUUCAGCGUGGGCCUCUUCGCGCCCGCCAAGCCGCAGCGCAAGAAGAGCCCGCUGGUGAAGCAGCUGCAGGUGGAGGACGCGCACGAGCGCGCCGCGCUGUCCGUGGCGGGCGCCUUCGCGCGGGAGCCCUCCCCGACGCGGCCCGGGCACCGCCUGGCCGGCGCCGAGCCGCCCGCGCCGCCGCCCGCCGGCGCCGCCAGCCUGCCCUUCCCCGCCGCCGUCUCCGGGGCCCUGAAGGAGCGCGAGCGGCGCCUGGACGAGAAGCGCAAGUCCACCGUCUUCCUCUCCGGCCCGGGCGCGGGCCCGGGCCAGGGCCAGGGCAGCUCGGAGGAGGAGGUGGAGCCCUUCGCCGUCACGCUGCCGCCCGCGCAGCUGUCCUCGAGCGACGAGGAGACGCGGGAGGAGCUGGCCAAGAUCGGCCUGGUGCCCCCGCCGGACCAGUUCGCCAACGGGGUCCUGGUGACCGCCCCGGGCACGCCCAUCAGCCAGCUGGCCGCCCCCGCCGUCGCCACGCCGUCCCUGCCAGCGGCAGCAGUAGCAGCUUCUACCACCGGUGGAACACCCUCAGGGAAGCCCUCGGACGCCCCCGCGGCCCCGGAGUCGGCCGCAGACUCCGGCGUGGAGGAGGUGGACACCCGGAGCUCGAGCGACCACCACCUGGAGACCACGAGCACCAUCUCCACCGUCUCCAGCAUGUCCACGCUGUCCUCGGAGAGCGGGGAGCCCACCGACACGUACACGUCCUUCGCCGACGGACAAACUUUUGUACUCGAGAAGCCACCAGUGCCUCCAAAGCCAAAACUCAAGUCCCAGCUCAGCAAGGGGCCGGUUACUUUCAGGGACCCUCUCUUGAAGCAGUCCUCGGACAGCGAGCUCCUCUCCCAGCAACACGCGGCCAUCCUGGCUUCCGCCAGCAUCGGCCGGCCACGCUACCUCUUCCAGCGCAGGUCCAAGCUGUGGGGGGACCCCCUGGACAGCAGGCCGAUCCACGGCCCCGAGGACGACAAGCCGACUGUGAUCAGCGAGCUGAGCUCCCGGCUGCAGCAGCUGAACAAGGACACGCGCUCCCUGGGGGAGGAGCCCGCGGGGGGCGCGCUGGACCCCGGGAAGAAGUCUCCGGUGGCCGCGGCCAGACUUUUCAGUAGUUUAGGCGAGCUGAGCACCAUUUCCCAGCGCAGCUCUGGCACCACCUACACCGUGCGCCCCGGCAGCCGCUACCCUGUGACCCGCCGCACCCCCAGCCCGGUGAAGCCCGCCCUGGACAGGACAGACCCGCUGAGCUCGGUGCGGCCCUACGCGCUCACCCCGCCCACCAUCCUCAAAUCUUCCAGCCUCUCCAUCCCGCACGAGCCCAAGGAGGUGCGCUUCGUGGUGCGCAGCGUGAGCGCCCGGAGCCGCUCGCCGUCGCCGUCGCCCUCGCCGGGGCCGCCCCUGCACCCGCCGCGGCCCUUCAUGCAGAAGCCGCUGCAGCUCUGGAACAAGUUCGACGUGGGCGACUGGCUGGAGAGCAUCAACCUGGCCGAGCACCGCGACAAGUUCGAGGACAACGAGAUCGAGGGCACGCACCUGCCGGCCCUCACCAAGGAGGACUUCGUGGAGCUGGGCGUGACGCGCGUCGGGCACCGCAUGAACAUCGAGCGCGCGCUCAAGCCGCUGGUGGACAGCUGA
This is a messenger RNA of Varanus komodoensis (Komodo dragon), 3246 nucleotides long. Its product is annotated as SH3 and multiple ankyrin repeat domains protein 3-like. Gene Ontology annotation, cellular component: postsynaptic membrane; postsynaptic density; dendritic spine. Lineage: Eukaryota; Metazoa; Chordata; Lepidosauria; Squamata; Varanidae. The coding region runs from base 1 to 3246 and encodes 1081 amino acids. Gene Ontology annotation, molecular function: ionotropic glutamate receptor binding; synaptic receptor adaptor activity. The transcript is spliced from 12 exons. The record is from RefSeq and is a predicted model, not a curated record.